GAAUACCCGUUGCACAUAAGUCAUUUUCCUCAUUUGAACCAGCUGGAACCAAAAUCACAUAUCCUUCCUUUUAAUUCAUCUUUCAGGCGUCAUUUUUUUUUUCACUGAAAAAAAACUGAAAAAUUCCUCUCAAGCUCUCUCCUUUGUUUCCUCCAAAUACUAAAAGCUCCACUCGCAGCAGCUACGAAUCCAUUCCACCGGAAGCGUUUUCAGUUCCUCUCCUUUUCAGUAAUGGCGUCUUCCUCCAAGACCACCAGCAACCUCUCUCUGAGCGACUUGGAGCAGUUGGACGAUAUGAAAUACGCCCCCAAAGACUACGACCAAAUCCUCCAGAACAUGUUGACCCAAGAAAGCAUGUGUGCACAGACAAUCAAGAUGAUUGUCGAAUCGACCAGAUAUGGCCUCAACCUUGACGUGGCCGCUGAGAUCGGGUCCCAGGCCGGCAACAGUGGUAUUGUUCCCAAGGUUGUCCCCCUCACCGCCGUCAUGGACUACUAUGCCAGUGCCGGAAGAACCAGUGAUGCUUUCAAAGUGUUUCUGAAGAUGUUAGCAAACGGGAUAACCCCCAAUGCGUACACCUAUACCGUGAUCAUCAAGGCACUUGCUUCUUGCUCCCCCAGGGACCCUAAUUUUCCACAUUUCGUUAAGUUUGCAAAGAUGUACUUUGUGGAAAUGUUGGACAAGGGAUUGCAGCCAACUCCUGGCACCUACAUUGCCUUGUCUGAGAAACUUGACGAGGGCAGAGACAGAAAGGAGUUUGGAGAGCUGAUUAAAGCUAAGGGGUUUGUGCUUCCUCCAGAUGAUUUUCAUACGGCUGAGAGGGAUCAGGAAAUUCCAUUUAUCACUGAAGGCCUAGUUGAAGCUGCUUUUCGUCAAAGGAAGGUGUUUGAAGAUGCAACCAAAGACACUAAUGAUAAGGAAAUGCAACAAACAUUUGAAAAGAUGCGCACCAAUUGGAUUGUGGAAGAAGCAUGGAGAAUGUAUCAUGGUUUGUUAAAGGACAGCCAAGUUGAUCAAGCCAAUGAGUUCUAUAAACAGAACAAGAGGGGAAUAAUUCCCGACGUGGCCAUCCACACUGUCGUGAUUGAGGCCUACGCCAAUGCCGGGAAGGCUAAGGGUGCUCUCAAGGCUUACAAGCACAUGUUGGCCAAUGGGGUCGACCCCAAUUUGUACACUUACAGUAUACUGAUCAAGGCACUGACUGCUGACCUGGAUUUCGUUCUGACUGCCAGGAAAUACUUUCUGGAGAUGUUGGACAAGGGAAUAAUACCCAAUAGUGAUAUCUAUGAAGCCGUGUCCAAGGGAGCUAAGGCAGAGGACAGGGAGUACAUGGAGUUUGCUGAGGCUGUGCUAGCUAAGGGGAUAAAAGUCUUAAAGGAGAAAGAUGUAUCAGGCAAAGAAGGCGACCGAGAAGACUUGGGAACAAUCUUGCUCAUGUUAGAAUGUGGGAUCCCAUGUAAGGCUGAAUCGUACAAUAUGAUCAUCAGGAUGCUCGCCUUCCAUAAUCCUUGCCCCUCUGCUGUUCAGUAUGCCAAGAAGUACUUUCUACAAAUGCUUGAGAAGGGAAUGCAGCCUGAUUCCGGUACCUAUACCCUCGUGAUGGAGGCCAUUGCCUGCCAAUCGGACAGCAAGGCGAAGGUGAUAGAGGAGGCCAGAGAGUUUAUGAAGCAAAUUAAAGAUAAGGGUCUUUUGCUUGACAAUCCGAGUUAUUUUGAGUUCCACGACCACCUUGAAGAUGCAGUUGAUACAUUCAGGAUGUUCGAAUAUGCCACCAGAACCGAUGACGAGGAGAUGAAAGAAAUCUUCUUGAAGUGGCGCACCAAUCGAGAGGCAGUCAUGAAAUUUGGAUUUGAUAUGCUCAGUGGUCUGGUAGAUGACGGCUAUGGGGAUGAGGCCCUUGAGCUUUUCGAGCCGGUCUUUGAAACAGGCAUAUAUCCCCCCAUUGUCCUGCACACAGCUAUCAUCCAGGCCUAUGUUGAUGCUGGCAAGAUGAAGGGAGCUUUCGAGGCCUACCUUCGCAUGUUAGCGGCUAAGAUCACUCCCAACUUCUACACUUAUAGUGUCCUCAUCAAGGCACUCUCUGCUGAUCCUAACUUGUUUAAGUCUGCCAAGGUUAACUUGCUGGAUAUGAUGAAGAAGAAAAUGCAUCCUAACGCGGGUACCUACACAGCAGUGUUUGAGGGCUUUGCUCGGCAGGGGGACAAGGGAGUGGAGGAGGGAAGGGAGUUUCUGAAUGAGAUGAAGGGCAAUGGAUUUGAGCCUAACGAGGGCGCUGUGAGGGAGGUGCUGAGAGGAAGAAAAGGUGAAGUGGUCGAAGGGGUCAUGGAAAUUCUGUUUGACAAGUCUCACCUGCCUUGUGUUUCUUCUUUGACAAACAGGUUUCAGAACAUCAUGCAGUGAAUAUGGUUGGCCUGCUGUUGUUGUUAUGUUGUCUGAUGCAGAAAGUUUAGUGUAAUUGCUGCUGGUACCAUUAAGAUUAGUAAUUCCAGAUAUGCUUUCGUAUUGACUGUUGCAACUAAUCGCUUAAUUAUGCUGUAACGAACAAGUUUAGUGUUCUCUAAUCAAAACCAUAUUCCUGUUCUCUUUCA
This is a messenger RNA of Pyrus x bretschneideri (Chinese white pear), 2588 nucleotides long. Its product is annotated as pentatricopeptide repeat-containing protein At5g65560-like. Gene Ontology annotation, molecular function: protein binding. The transcript is spliced from 3 exons. The record is from RefSeq and is a predicted model, not a curated record. Bases 232 to 2400 code for a protein of 722 amino acids. NCBI's taxonomy places the organism in Eukaryota, Viridiplantae, Streptophyta, Magnoliopsida, Rosales, Rosaceae.